UCGAUCGAAGAAGGACAGAGAGGAAGAGGAACGAAGAAGAAGAGAAGAAGAGAAGAAGAGAAGAAGAGAAGAAGAGAAGAAGAGGAAGAGAGAAGAGGAUCAUUGUAGAAGAAAAAGGGAGUCAGGAAUCCCCAUUUUUUGUUUUUUUCCCGAGAAAAUCUUGAAACAGAAUAAGAAGAGAAGAAGGGAAAGGGCGAACAAGUUUUUCCAUUCGUUACAUCAGAAAGUUGGGGGGACUUGUUCGUCGAGCAGCAUCUGCGGCAGUGUGUUUUCGUCGAGCAGCUGCUGCUGGGGUUCGAAGGUUCUGCAAUUAAGCUGAAGAUCAAACCUUCGACUGAACUAAUUACAUCCAAAGAAACGCAAAUGGCGAAACAAAUGACUUGUUUCGCGGUUUUUGGAAACAUGAAAUCCCUGCUCGACGACGGAGUUUGGCAUCACCACAAUCACCACCGUCUCCGCCACUGAAUAUAGGGUUUACGGACCUGAUCCUGGUCUUCUUCUUCUUCUUCGUCGUGGUUCCAGUCUUUGGCCUCGGCUUUUUCAUCCAUCCGGAAAUGGAAGCUUGCGGUUGCCAGGAGGGAGGUGAUCAAGAGACUUGUCGUUUUGGCAUCCGAAGAGGCCGCUAGGGCUGAGCUUGAGGGUUCGAUUGAGUAUGGUGCCGCCGUUUCCGUUGCUCGGGAGUUUCAGUGUGCAUCUGUUUUUGCCCCACCUCCACGCGUUGCUCUCGUUGCAAGGCCGUGAGAUACUGAAGCUCCGUAGGUUGUGAAGUACACAAUAAUGGCAGCUUCAACUUCUCUUAAGGAGUAUCUUAAGAAAUACCAAAGCAACAAUGAAGACGAUAAGAAAAAGAAGAAGAAAAAGAAGGAGAAGCCGAAAGCAGCUUUGAUGAGCGGCAUUCUUGUCGUGGAUGAAGACCCUGUGUGGCAAAAACCAGUGAAACUUGAUGAAGAGGAAAACGAGGAUGAUUCCGCAGAUGAAGCAAAGCCACAAGUUGAGGAAGACAUUGAAGUGAAGCGCAUGAAGAGAAUGGAGCAAAUUCGAUCUCUGCGACCCUACAAUGCAAUUUCUGAGGAUGGAAGUGGUUGGGUCUCGAUAUCUGAUGCUCCCAAACAAUCGAAUUUUGAUAAAGAAAAGGUUGAUAUCUCUCCACCAUGUCGACAAAGGGCUCGAUAUGACACUCCUUCACCAGAGCCCAAUCAGAAGCUUGUAGAUUCUACCAACGAAAACCCUGAUUUGUCACAGCCCUGGCAACGGCAGCAGAGACAAUACAACAUGCCAUCGCCAGAUCCUGAACAGAAGCUUGCUGGUGGUAAUGAAGUUUCUGAUUUAUCAAUACCAAGACGGCAGCAGAGGCGGUUUGACUCACCAUCUCCGGAACCCAAACUGAAACCUGACAGUUCUGGUCAAGAAGUUUCUGAUUUAUCACCGCCAAGGCAGCAGCGGAGGCGGUAUAACUCGUCAUCUCCAGAACCCAAACUCAAACCUGACAGUUCUGGUUUAUCAAUGCCAAGGAGGCAGCAGAGACGAUAUGACACGCCAUCACCAGAAGCUGAACCCAAUCCAAUGAAGUCUGACGAACCCCAUCGUGAUUUAUCCCCACCGCGUCGCUCCAGAUCUAGGGCAUUCUCUGGAUAUGAAAAGAAUUACUCUGACAGAUCUGACUUGCCUGAGCUAUCUCCUCAACGUAUUCCAAAUAAGAAUGCAGACCUUUCUCCACCUAGGAGAAGCAGGAAGGAUCCACGGAAAUCAGAAUCAUCUGAUCUCUCUCCUCCUCGACAUAAUCCUCGUGGUUCACUGGAUAACAAGUCUUCCAGCGUUUCUCUAGCGGCAGAUCUUUCUCCCCCAAGGAAAAGAAGGAAGAACUCUGAGAGGUCUGAAUCACCUGAUAUCUCUCCACCUCGACGGAUUCGUCUGCAAAUAGCAGAAGUUGAUGCGUCUCGUGCUUCAUUGGUGGUAGACCUAUCUCCUCCCAGGAAAAACAGGAAGGAUUCAUCUUCAUUGAAAGAGGGGCCAAAGGCUGGUUUGGUCAGUCGCCAAGAUUUUAGAGAAGAAACUGCCAAACUGAAGGAGGAUUCGGCAAGGUUCAAACAUAUGGUUCCUUCUUCAGGGGGCCCAGGUGCAGAACCAGUUUAUCGUGACAAACUAAAAGGCACUCGUAUAUCAAAGGAGGAAUUCCUGAAAGCCCAGAAAGGAGAGGAAAAGCCAAAGGAAAAGCCGCUGGAAUGGGGCAAAGGCCUAGCUCAAAAGCGGGAAGCUGAAGCAAGACAGCAUGAGUUAGAACUUGAGAAAGACAAACCAUUUGCAAGGACCAGGGAUGAUCCAGAAAUGGACAAGAUGCUGAAGGAGAGGGUAAGAUGGGGAGACCCAAUGGCUCAUUUGGUGAAGCGUAAAUGGUCAGAGCCAGUUUUGGAAGAUCUGGGUGAUGAGGAGAAGAUGAAAGAAUCAGGAUUUAUAAUUCCUCAGGACAUCCCUGCUCACAGCUGGAUAAAAAGAAGAAUAGAUGCCCCACGGAACCGUUAUGGUAUAAGACCAGGUCGACAUUGGGAUGGCGUUGAUCGCAGUAAUGGGACUGAGAAGCAGUACUUCAAGAGGAUGAAUGAGAAGCAAGCCACAGAAAAAGAAGCAUAUUUAUGGUCCGUCUCUGACAUGUGAACAAAGGCUUCACAAGGAACUGCCAAUUGCUUGCUUGAAAGCCACGCAAAUGUGGGCAAGGCGGAGGUGGUAGGGAUUAGAGCUUUUUAUAGCAUCUAGAAAUUACAAGUCAAUGUUUGGGGAAAUAUUUUUGUGAUUCAGAUGUAUUUUUCUGUCUAACAAUCGUGGUGCAAUAUUAUUUGACCUAAAAACACUUUUUUUCUUUUUUUUCACGAUUUUUCUCUGUUCUAGGACAUUGGUUUUUUUAUGAACGUCCAGCCGUAAAUUAUGCGGCUGAUCAGUGGAGAAAUAAUUAUAUGGAGAGUUGGAUGAAACACAAUCAUGAAUUUGAGGGCAUUUUAGAUACCAAACCUAGGUUCCUUAGCUUGUUGGCAAUUCAGCGAACUGCUGUGCUUUUAUUUAUUUACUUAUUUUGAUUCUGAAUCAUGAGAAGUAAUUUGUUAUAUCAUUAUCAUUAUUUCAUAUUUAUCUAGAUUGUUUUCUCA
Molecule: messenger RNA, 3137 nt
Organism: Macadamia integrifolia
Lineage: Eukaryota; Viridiplantae; Streptophyta; Magnoliopsida; Proteales; Proteaceae
Product: BUD13 homolog
Exons: 11
Coding region: 778-2652 (624 amino acids)
Biological process (GO): mRNA splicing, via spliceosome
Cellular component (GO): RES complex; U2-type spliceosomal complex
Molecular function (GO): RNA binding
Source: RefSeq, a predicted model, not a curated record